Molecule: messenger RNA, 2555 nt
Organism: Limanda limanda (common dab)
Lineage: Eukaryota; Metazoa; Chordata; Actinopteri; Pleuronectiformes; Pleuronectidae
Gene: banp
Product: BTG3 associated nuclear protein
Exons: 13
Coding region: 119-1654 (511 amino acids)
Biological process (GO): negative regulation of protein catabolic process; protein localization to nucleus
Molecular function (GO): DNA binding
Source: RefSeq, a predicted model, not a curated record
CGAGCACGCGGAGGACUCAUCUCUCGCGAGGAACGGCGCCGUUAUCGGAAUCUCUACAAACACCACGAGAAUUCAUCAUUCACACGGUAAUAUCACCCAAUCUGUACCGGUGUGAACAAUGUCGGAGCAAGAUUUGGAGGACAUUGUGCAAAUAACAGUGGAGGACUUUAACCAGGAGGACCGAACAGACUUGCUGGACAAUCAUGAAAACGAUGAAGAAAGGCCUCAGAGGAAAAAGAGGAAAUUAAGCACCAGUCAAGAAAACAACAGCAGCAACCAAGACUUAUCUUUUAUUAAGAACCUGUUUUUUUCAUUCACCACAUCAAUCAGCCAGCGACUGGAGGGAAUCGAGUCCAAGUUACAGGCUCUGGAUGCCACGUGCAAAGCCCUUGGACACAAACUGGACAGCAUGGUGCCCUGUCCCAAAAGUCCUAUCCAGGUCUCUAUGGUUGCAGGGUCACCUCAGGGGGCCACUCAAACUUGGAACAAAGUGCGAUGUGUUGUUCCACAAACAAAUGUGAUCGUGAGCAGUGAGCACCCGAAGAGCUCUAGCCAAGAGGACACCCCGCUGGAGAAUCUGCUCAGCAACACUGUGACGAAGCGGCGGCAUAACACGAUUCUGGUAAAGGUGCCGGGUCCUGAUGAGAGUCAGGACGAGCAGGAGAGUGGUUCCGAGGCCAGUGACACAGUUUCCAAUGGCGGCCAUUCCAACAACGCUCAGAGUGGCCAAAAUGUCACACUGAUCACGCUCAAUUCAGAAGAUGAUUAUCCAGAGGGCACCUGGCUGGGUGAUGAGAACAACCCAGAGACGCGAGUUCGUUCUCCGGUGUCUGCAGCUGAUAUGCUCCAUAUCAGCACAAACUGCCGCACAGCAGAGAAAAUGGCUCUGACGCUGUUGGACUACCUGUUCCAUCGGGAGGUCCAGGCCAUGUCCAAUCUCUCUGGGCAGGGCAAACAUGGCAAGAAGCAGCUGGACCCGCUCAUGAUCUAUGGCAUUCGCUGUCACCUGUUCCACAAAUUUGGCAUCACUGAGUCAGACUGGUACCGUAUCAAGCAAAGCAUUGACUCAAAGUGUCGCACAGCCUGGAGACGCAAGCAGCGCGGCCAGAGUCUAGCAGUCAAGAGCUUCUCCAAACGCACACCUCGCAAUUCAGGCACAGAGGGAGGCAUCACAGAAGAAACCCAGAUUGACGCCGCCACCCAGCAAACCUUGCACUACACACUGGCCAAUCAGCAGGUCCAGUUCCACCGUAUUGGCGAGGAUGGACAAGUUCAAGUGAUUCCACAGGGUCAGUUGCACAUUGCUCAGGUGCCACAAGGAGAGGAGGUGCAGAUCACACAGGACAGUGAGGGAAACCUCCAGAUCCACCAGGUACAUGUCGGGCAGGAUGGACAGGUGCUGCGUGGAGCUCAGCUGAUAGCGGUGGCAUCCGCUGAUGGAGGGGCCACAGCUGUAGAGGGCUCCUCUCUCCCGCCUGACAUCCAAGUGCAGUAUGUCCAACUGGCCCCUGUCACAGAUCACACAGCUGCAGUACAGGCUGCUGAGCUGACUCCAGCCCUGGCGGCGGAGAUGGAGGUGAAGGAGGCCAUCCAGGGUGCCAUCAAGGGCGAGAAUGGCGAGGUGAUGGAGAUUGUCAGUUCUGUUGCCACCUGAGAUCCCAACAGCUGGGUCAACGCAGUCCAGAACUCUGCCGUGCAGCAAGGCCCGGCGAGGCUGAGUGGAAGAUUGGGAGUCAACAAAUCCAUAUAGUCUGAGGAGCAGUCAAGUCAGAAAACUUUUAUAAACACUGAAGGUCGCUGAUGAAACCGAGGGAAGAUGCAUCUUUUUCAGUUUUUUUGUUCUCACCCUGCAAACUGCUCACUUCUCUACCAACUCGAUGUCAUAGUGUGAAAAUGUUCACUGAGAACUCGGAAGAGAACACGAUGCUCCAAAAAUCCACCGUGCUCUUUCUAGUGUUUUCAUCACCAGACGAACGUGGCCAGUGCAGCAUACACAGUGGGAUUACUGUCUAUCCAGGGAGGAUGCUGCAGUAUGCACACCAUCGACCUGCCACUUCAUCAGCACACACUUGUUUACAUCAACUUUGGAGCUAAGCUGCUUGGCUAACCCUGAAACCCCUGCGAGGGUUAGUCUGAAUCCCGACUCAAACAACCAGCUCUGUGCUCUUUUUCUCCUCGUCGUCACAGUGGGCUGCAGUGGAAAGCAGAUUCAGCUGAGGACAGAUACUCUUAGUUGUGUUUCCUGUCACUCUCCAUGCAUUAGCCCAUACUGCGUCUCCCAGCUGUGAGCGUUUCCUUCCUUUACUUUGUUCAGCUUGUUUUCAUAUUACUUUAGCCCCACAGCUUUCUUUGAUUUAUCUAAUCAUGAUGUGCCGUAAUUCUCUGGGAGCUUUAAUUUCAGAGGUAGAACACCAUGAAAUGGAAGAGAUGGUGCCAGUGGUAGACAGUACAAGUCACUUGUAGAAUACCAAGAAAACCAUGAAGUUGUUUAUUUCCCCCAGUCUGAGUGAAAGAUACAUUCAAGUGAAUAAAACAUGUUUGUGGUUGCCAUAAAA